GGGGCUGCGGUAGCGGCGGGGCGGCGGCGGCGGCGGCGGCACCAUGUCGGAGGCGGCGGUGGCUGACACCCGGCGCCUCAACGCCAAGCCGCAGGACCUGACGGACGCGUACGGGCCGCCCAGCAACUUCCUCGAGAUCGACAUCUUCAACCCGCAGACCGUGGGCAUGGGCCGCGCCAGAUACACCAGCUACGAGCUCCGCAUGCGGACAAACCUCCCCAUCUUCAAAUUGAAGGAGUCAUGUGUGAGGAGAAGAUACAGUGACUUUGAAUGGCUGAAGAAUGAGCUGGAGCGAGACAGUAAGAUUGUAGUACCACCACUGCCUGGAAAAGCUUUGAAACGACAGCUUCCAUUCCGAGGGGACGAAGGCAUCUUUGAGGAGUCCUUCAUUGAGGAGCGGAGACAGGGACUAGAACAAUUUAUUAACAAAAUUGCUGGACACCCACUGGCACAGAAUGAGCGCUGCUUACAUAUGUUCCUGCAGGAGGAGACUAUUGAUAGGAAUUACGUCCCAGGAAAAGUGCGCCAGUAGGAGCACCUGGCACUGUCUUCCUCCAUUCCACCUUCCCUCCUGCAAAAAUGACAUUUAUUUUUACACUAAAUCUGUCUCUUCUGAACCAGCUUUUCCUCUCUUGAACCUCCCAGUUUGUUCAGUAUUUUCCUCUUUUGUAACUGGCAGCAGUCUGUUCUACUGGGCUGUGGUCUUGGCCUAAAGGUAUGAAGAUUUAUGCAAGUGAAUGUGUUGUCCUGCACCUAGCGUCAGGUGUGAAUAAGUGUGGAGCAGGAGCUUGCUUAUGGCAUUACGAUGUAUGAGCUGCCUCUCUCCCUGUACAGAAAGGUGUGAGAUGACCUUCACUCCCCUGUCCAUGCAGCCCCAAGCAUCUCUGCAGGAGACUCUGAAGAAUAGCAAUUGUCAUGUUGGUCAGAGGUUGCAUCAAGUAUUAGCGUUUUAGUAAGGCUUAUCCAAAACAGCGAGUAGGUACCUGGGUGUGUUGGUCCCUCGUCCACCCCAUUCACCCUGCAUGAACCCCCUGUUCUUCACUGUUUGGAAGUGCUGAGGUCCAAGACUUUCUCUAGCCCUGCUCUCAGCCUCCUGCAUUACAGGCCUCUUUGGUGUAUCAGUGUUAAUCCCCCUCCUUUCUAAUGUGCUGCUGGCAGCUUGGGGGGUUUCCACAACAUGUGCUCUCCUGAUGCUCUGCCUGAGCAGUUUGGUGUAUGGACGCUGGGAUAGCCUGGGCUAUGGCAGCGUGUGCUGUGAUGCCUUGCCUGGGGUUUAAAAAUGCCAAUGUGUGGUGGCACUUCCAGCAGCACCCUGUUCAGCUGAGCUUUGGUGACCUUCUCCUGCACCCCAGCUGCUGAGGGAGGGAGACUGGUCUGACUGAGGAAGAACAGAGGAAGGCUAGUGGGGCACUGUGGUAGUGUGCAGCGGGGAUGACAGCUGCUGGCAGAGGAGCCUAGCACUCAGAGCUAGGGUGAGACUGAGACCACCUCUCCAGAAAGGGAUGGCAGAAAGUGCUAGGUCAGUGUUGGAUUAGAUGCUUGCUUGUGUAACAGGAUAAGGACUGAUCAUCCUUUCUUUUCCCCUGUCCUGUGAUGAGCUAGGCAGUUACUUAUGUUGAAGGGAAGACACAAGACUAGUCAAGGAGCUGUUUGGAGCGUGAGAGGGACCACUGGGCUGUGACCUGCUGCACUACAACUGCCCUUUGGAGACUCCUCCAGCUUUCGCAACUGCAAAAAGUGAGGUUCAGCCUCUGCUCUGGGAUUCAUUAGGUCGAUGUUAGCAGCUGACUGGUUUGUAAACACUUGAUCGUUUUGGGGCAGCACAGUUGAGCCUGUCCUGGAGUGUAGGUCUACAGGGACUGACCUGCUCCUACCAAGCAUGUCCCCUCGGGCCUUGGCAACGUCUCGUGGGUUUUCUGGCAAGGAACUGGUGCCCGUGGGUGAGAGGUGGGCCUGAGAAGGCUAUGUCGCUAAAACCGGGAGAGAACUGCUCCGGGGGCUGGCUCGGCCUGGGGACAGCUGCCAGGGUGGCGUGGGGGGCCAGGCUGCCGGACACUUGCAAGGGGCUUGGCCGGGCGAGCUCCUGCCGCGGGCCCCUCAUCCUGUGUAUCCCGCUGCGGGGCUGUAAUCCACCAAGCUGUCUACACCCUGUCCAGUGUAACGUCCCAGUUCCGUUCGCAUUAAACCACUGUGAAGCCA
Molecule: messenger RNA, 2199 nt
Organism: Rhea pennata
Lineage: Eukaryota; Metazoa; Chordata; Aves; Rheiformes; Rheidae
Gene: SNX12
Product: sorting nexin 12
Exons: 4
Coding region: 44-532 (162 amino acids)
Biological process (GO): endocytic recycling; late endosome to Golgi transport
Cellular component (GO): retromer complex; early endosome membrane
Molecular function (GO): phosphatidylinositol-3-phosphate binding
Source: RefSeq, a predicted model, not a curated record